AUUGGUGUAAAGUAAUAUCAACUGCAUACUUCCGGUUCGUCUUACUUGCGUUUUUUAGAACCUUGGUGUUCAAAACUAAAAUAGACUCAAUUUCUAUAAACAUCUACGAGCAAUCUACUCUUAAUCGCUAUCUAAUUCAUAAUGGCUCAAGACGACAAUCUAGCAGAUGAAGUUGGAACUAAAUUUUUAGGCAACCCUAUUAGUAUUGAGGAUAUCUACGAAGCAAAUAACGUUUUGGAGAAAGAUGCCGGGUCUAACAAUGAAGAGAACAACAAAUUGAUGAAUCAGCUUAUCACUACAAUCUAUAAGGGCAACAAUAAACAGAAGAGUUUAGCAAUUCAGCUAAUUAUUCGCCAUUUGAAAAAAUUUCCAGUUUUAAGAAGUGAGGCAUUUAACGCCAUUUUGGAAGCUACCAACAAAAGUUCGAAUGAUCCUUUGCUAUUGAAAAUUGCUAGAAGUAGUCUUGUGCAAUCUUCGAAGUUUUCUGAAUCUAUUGCCGACCUUGUUUCUACAAUAAUAACUGACUUUGUAGUGCGAGUUAAUGUAUCUGACAAAACUCUAUGGAUUCAACCACUGACUGAAUCUUUCAACCAGCAUCCAAAAGUUACUCUAGAAGCUAUCUUUACUGUUAUAGAUCCUAAAUUAGACGCAUCAGUUCCGUCGCAAUUCAUUAAUUUAAUACUUAAUGACUUUCGUAAAAAAAGUGAAACUGAAAAAUGGACCAAAGACAUUGAAACUUUCUUCGUCCAGGAAUUAGUUAACGUACUUCCUAACUGUGAUAAGAAAGAUCUAGAAAUCCUGAUACCGUCUCUAUGCCAGAGGAUUAGAGUGGUUGAUAGACCUGUUAAAGUAAAGCUUUUAGAAAAAUUCAUUGAGAAAAGUGCACUAACAGUCCCAUUCGAGCCUACUAAGGAAAAUUAUCAAUGGUUGGCUUUCGUUUUAAAACAAUCGCUAUUAAUUUGUUCGACUGGAGUUCCUUCUACCCAAUUAGUGGAGUAUACGUGCCUAAAUGUUAUAGAUCACAUUUCUAACUUUCAGAUUGAUGAUAGUGAUCUUCAGCUGGAACUUUUGACAUCCCUUGCUUUACUCUGUCGUUAUAGCGGGACUUUAGAAAAUAUUUCUGAAAUAUUGCAAUCGAUGUAUAAUGGACUAUUACUGUAUCUGCCUCUACCAGAAGACAAUAAUUUAGAAAACUUGGAGGAUCAUUCAAACUUACAGCUCGAUGUGGUUGAAUCAUAUCUCUUCGCCUUUCACAAAUUAGCAUCUCAACAAGUAGAAUUUCUCAUGGACGGAGAGAAGGUCAAAGAUUUUCGUAAAAGGUUACAAUUUGCUGCCCACUGCGCACGCAAUCAUCUGAAAGUUUUAACAUCUAGCAAAAAAGCUGAAACCGAAAUGGACGAAGAUCAAAAGCAUUGGCGAGCAACAGCCAUUAAAACUGUGAAGAAUAUCGACGUCUUAGUUCGUGAUCUAAUGCAUGUUCCUCCAUCGUACAAAUCGAAUUGCCAACUUUCAAGCGAAAGUUCUUAUAUAGGAACUACAAAACGCCAAUUUGUUUCUGACUCUGAUGAUUCUUCACCUAAGAAGAAAGCAAAAUCUAAUCAGUCUAUUUAUACUCCACCAACCGGAAAAUUCAGCGAAAGAGCUGGUACUUUUCAACACCAAAACCGUGGUAGAGGUCGGGGAUUCCGUGGACAAAGAGGUCAACGUUUUAGAGGAGGUCAAGGCAGAAGAUUUAACCGUGGAGGCUUUAAAAACGUAUAUUAG
Molecule: messenger RNA, 1764 nt
Organism: Dimorphilus gyrociliatus
Lineage: Eukaryota; Metazoa; Annelida; Polychaeta; Dinophilidae
Source: the annotation of a GenBank genome assembly